AGUCAUGCAGAGUCAACACUUCCAUCUGCCCGCCAGACCAGCCUUCCAGUAUCCGGCAAAUGGAAGAAUACGUUCCUAAACCAAUCAAUGAAGAAUCAAUCUACACAGAAAAGCAUUCAUACUGUCCAACAAAAAUCAGAGCUGGGCCCGAAACCAGUACUUCUAAAGCUACUGUUUGCGAAAAACAAAAUGCUGAUUCUACAUCCAUAUUCAAACAGAGCAACAGUGUGUGUGACACAGAAAGUUCUCAGGACUUCACUGAAAAUCCAGACAUAGACACUAGAGUCACUCCUCCUGAAAUAGUGCAGGAGCCGCGGCUAAUGAACUCGUAUUUCGAAAUGGUACCUAAAACAAGAAGUGUUGUCUUUAACAACAUAUGUUUUUACAAUUUAUUGAACAAUUGCAAGAAAGGUCGAUAUGGACUGUGUCGUUUUAGGCAUAUCGUGCCGACCCCUGAACAAGUUCAAGCUCAGCUUUUUGUCCUAGAUGAAAGGAUGCUCAUGCAAGAAUAUUUACUUAUCAGGAACUGGCCAGAUAUAAGACGCAAAUUUGGCAUGUGCUAUGUCGAGGAGAGCGCUAAGCGAGGACUCACGAGGAUGCUCGUGGAGAUUGCUUACGAUUUCAUUGUGAAAGCUCGAAAUGAGUUCGAUAUGGAUAUAGCUUUGAGAGUGAACACAAUCGAAGCCACUUUGUUGCAUUUGAAUAGCGUCGACCUGAGCAUCUGUGAAGAUCUACUAAAACUGCCCAUUCCGACCGACCAGGGCAGCAGGACGUUGUUGUGUGACGUGUUCAUGGCGACCAUGUCUAUCACCCAAAACUUUUCUAGAUUCAAAUCUGUGUUUCUCAAUCUCACUUAUUUCAUGGUCGAUAACGACCGGACUCUGAACAAAGAUGUGGUUGAGCACAUCUUGGAGAGGAUUAGUAUUUUACCUUUCGAGGAGGCAAUAGCUAGGGCUGUUAUACAGAUGAUGAGGUUGACCAAAGCGGAUAUAUUUGAGAACUCAGUGAUUAGGUAUUUUGAGAAGCAAAUAUCUGUGAAUAAGGAUGUGUUUGAAGAGUAUUCGAUGGUGAAGAAUCAGUGUAAGUUCGCGUCGAUGCUGGCGUCGUCCAUGAUGGCGGUGGGCGCCUCCCCACACGCGGCUGAGGGCGCGUCCGCCGCCGAGCCGCUGCGCCCCGCGCCCUCGCCCGACACCAACAACCUCGACAUCAUGAACAAAUCACGGGAUGACCUUUCGCGGCCAAUAAUCACCAGGACAAUAGGCAUGAGCCCGCCAGUUGUUUUCAAUCGACCGCAAAACGAUACCAGUGCGACUAACACACAAAACAGUUCUGCGUCCUCUGAAAACGACGUAGCGGACAACCCCAACGUGGCGACAUGGCGCAACAGGGCCAUCUUCCCCCACAUACGGGCCCAGUAUUUCUCCCCCUCGAGACCCCCGCCUAUAAUACCCAGACCCCACGUAAGACCACCGCAGAGAAGAAUGCCAUUCAUCAGUCGAAAGGUGGUGUACAGGAAUCCUGGUAGUUUCAUGUUGCGGCCGCCUGCUCCCAAAUAUUGAAAAUAUUAAGUAAGUUCUUUAGUUAAGUGAUUGUUGUACCUUCCUACAUCUGUCUGAUACAGGCAGAUUUUUCAAGUGUGGGUAAAUUCUCCAUAAAUGUUUGCCCAAAAAUUGUUGGGGACAGCUUUCAGUAUUAUGCAUUUUGGUUACAAUAGUAAAGAAAAACAAUUAACGCACACUUGCAAAGCUCAUCCUGUAUUAUCAUAUAAAAUAAUAUUAUAAAUAGCACUUUUUCCAAUCAACACUUGCAGGUAUACAGAUUAGUAUGUGGUUAAUUAUAUCCUAAAAAAAUCUAGUCUGUUUUGGUAACUAAAAUUUAGCUAGGACUUGUACAAUUGAAGACAAUUUUCAAUUGAGAGUCAGCAGCGGAAGCCUUUUAAUACAAUCCGAUUUAAAAAGGAAUUCCAUAUUUCAGUGUCACAUGGAUAUUGUUUUUUUUUAAUUACAAGUUGUCAAGCUUGUCUUGUUUCCCAAUACCACAACUUUAACAGGUCACAUUGAAAUUGAUCAUGCACAGUUAUUUUGAAAAUCUGGUUGUGUUGAUUGACUUCUGUUGCAGUCCGUACGAAAUACAUUUUAUUAGUACGUAGCAUUACCUCUUUAUUAACCGACUUCAAAAAAAGGAGGA
This is a messenger RNA of Trichoplusia ni (cabbage looper), 2187 nucleotides long. RefSeq lists its product as uncharacterized. The transcript is spliced from 3 exons. NCBI's taxonomy places the organism in Eukaryota, Metazoa, Arthropoda, Insecta, Lepidoptera, Noctuidae. Gene Ontology annotation, molecular function: metal ion binding. The record is from RefSeq and is a predicted model, not a curated record. Bases 60 to 1559 code for a protein of 499 amino acids.